AUGGCGUAAUAAAAUAUUAAAGAAGACCAAAUUUCAUAAAUCAUAUUGUUUCUACAAUACUGCAAUUUACACUUUUACACUGAUUAGCCUUACCCAGUAUUGUUCGCAAGUUCAAUUUUGUUUCUAAUUUUGAUUGGUUUUAUUUUGGUCUUUUUGCUGUCUUUGUGCUAACUCAAGAGCUCUUAGCCUAAGACUAAAAUAGUGAAAAAAUGGUAUGGACAAGUAAGAUAUAUACUUUAAUCAAAACCAGGUUUUCAUUCAUGCAUUUGAUUUUUUUGCACUUCUAGGAUUUUAUCCAAUGAUGAUAAUAUUUUUAUCAAUUUUCCCUUUUAUUUAAGGAAUAGAAGAGACAUAAGGAAAUGAGAACAUAUUUAUUGUUUUAGCAAUUCUUAGUACUCCUUCAAUAUUAAUCAUUGUGUUAUUUUCAAUUUUUUAUAGUAUAAUUUACUACAAUGAAUGGGUUAAGAAAAGAGAUGCACUAACCAGAAAAUAAUGUUAUUCAAUAACAAUACUAAUUUGUAUAAGAUAUUUGAAUGUGAUCUUUAUAACAUUUAGUUAAAUAGAAUGGAGCUAAGUAUAAUUAAUUCUCUAUAUUAUAGCGUUUUAUUGUAUAUUUUAAUUUGAUCUCAAGCGUAAUAUUAAUUAUGAUAAUGAUUCAUAAUUUAAACUUUUAACAUUAUUAACAAGUUUAAAUCAGAUUUUUAUUCACUUAAUCUAUCCUAAUUUAUUUUUGCUUUUCCUUUGCUUUUUAUUUACAUAUCCAACAUCAAAUCAAACCAGUAUUUGCUAUUAUCGUCAUUUAUGGUCUUGUAUGGACAAUAUUCAAAACUUCUUUGAGAGCACUGUAAAUAAGAGCCUUUUUCUAAGAGUCGAAGGAUGCAAGAAGGUUGGAACUCAAAGUUUAAGUAUUCACAGAAUUUUAGAAAAACAAUUAAAUUGUAAAUAAUGUUGGUGAUUUGAUUUAUUUUGGGCAUAUCUAUCAUCAUCUAGCAAAUAAAUGCAGAAAUUAAUAUACAGAAUUUGGUAUGAGAUGCUUUUGUACAAUGAAAAUUGCUUUUGAUUCUAAAUUGUAGAAGGAUAUCAGAAAAACAAUAUAAGCAAUAAGAAAUCAUAGAUCUAGUUUCACUAAAUUCAUGAUUAAAUCACUUUACGAGACUCUCAUCUAAACUUAACCUAGAAAUAUAGAAUUGAGAUUUCUGUAUGCUUAAUUCUUAUACUUCAAAAUGAAAAACAAGAUUUAGGCUUUUGAAUAAAUUUAAUGGAUUUGGAGUAAAAAGGCAAAUCUUCAUAUGCGAUUAAGGUUAGCAUUGAUGGCUUCGAUAGCUGAUGAAAAUGCUAAUGAUUUGAAUAGCCUUGCAUAUCAUAAUUUUUUAGACUUUGAAUAUGUAGUAGAAAUGGAGGAAACAAUCUCUUAAAUAUACUAAGUAAUAAUGAAAUUAUUGAGUUUAUAUUGUUCAUUUUGGAGGAGAUUGACCAAGAAUCCUUAAGUAGAAUAGGUUCAAAUAGAUAUUAAUAAGGACAUCGAUAAAGAGAUGACCAAUUGUAAUAAUUUAUGGAAAAAUCUAAUGAAACAUGAGGUAAGAGUGAAAUAAUAAGAUGUUAUAAUUUCAUUUUUGAGCAAAAGAUUAAAAUGGAAAUUUGUUUAUUUUUGGUAUUUUAAAUUUAAUAUUAUUUUAGGUAUCGAUUAUUCAUCUUAAACAAGAAAGUCAGAUUAACUCAAAUUGAGAGUCUAAGUUCAGCUACCUUACAUUAAGAAAUUGUGAAUGAAGACUCUGAUAGUGAUUAUGAAAUUAAAGUCUAUGAAUAGUUCAACAAUUCAAAACCAUUCAAUCACAUGAGUUUAAUUAUUCACUCAUUACUUAAUGGACAGAUAAUUAAAUGUAGUUAAUCCUGCAAAGAGGUAUUGGAAUUCGAGAAUUUGAAAUAUAUCUCUCAGUUAAUACCAGAAGUACUCUAAAGAAAUCAUCAAAAUGCCAUUAAACUAUUAUUGUAUUGUGGAAAAAGCAAGACUCUUCAUAAAAGUCGUAAGAUAUUUAUCAAACAUUCAAAAGGAUAUGUAAUACAAGCAAGAAAGUAUUUAAAAUGGUAGCUAGAUUAAUAGAAUUAAAUUAAUUUUGUAGCUAUGAUCAGACCUAUAAUAAGAUUAGAGUAGAUCAAUUUUAUUAUUUUGAAUGGUGAUUGGGAGGUUGAUGCUGUUACUAGACCUCUAUUUAAUAUAUUAUAAUAAAAAACUUGCUUGCUUUUACUCUGCACAGGUUUAUUUCAAUUUUCAAAAUUUGGAUAUUAUUUAGAUUAAGAUGAUAUAACUAGAUUCAAAUUAACAUAACAUUCAAAAUCAUUAAAUAUGACGCAAUCAAGAUACUAUAAUUCUAAUGAGAGUAUAAAUAAUAAUUAUGUAACAAAUUCUUAAAAAACAAAUAAUAAUGAUAAAAAUACUUUAGAAAAUGAUGAUUAAUCUUUUACAUUUUUUGGUGAAGAUAAUAUUGAAUAUUAUAAUUCUGAAAACCCAUAUACAAAUAAAAGAUUAUUCAAAAUAGUAGAUGAAUAACAUGUAAAAUUAACACUUAGAUUACCAAAAAAGUUAAGUCAACUAAAUGAAGAAUAUGAAUAUUUGAAAGCAGCUACAUUAUAGGAUGCAAUAUAACAUUCUGAUUUAUAAACUCUAUACAAUAAGAAGAAUAGAUUAAUCUACAGAAAUGCAGAAGAUAAAUUAAGAAUAAAUAAACUAGUACUAUUUCGUAGAUUAUUUGAUUUCAAUUAAAUACAGUUGAAAUAAAUGUUUGACAAUUUAAGAGAUCUAUUUGAAAAAUACUGUUCAUAAAAUAGAUUGCUUGAUAAAAUUAUUAAAUUAGAUGCCACAAUUCAUUUUACUAAAACUAUAUCUAUGGAUAAAUAUACAAUUAUUAAAAUUAAUAAAUAUGAGAUUUUUGAAUAUCAUCAAAGAUAAUUCAGAGAAGUAAUAUAUACAUACAUUUAACAUAGACAAUGAAUAUUCUAUCAGAGUCUCGUAUCAAGCAAUCUAGGCCUUCAUUGAUAGAAAUGUAUAUGGACCCAAGAAUUUUCGGUGUUCAUCAAUAAGGUACAUAUAAAUUAUCAUUUCAUAAGUCAACAACUCUGAAGUCGAUUCAAAUAGAAUAGAUUAAAACAAAUCUUUCCUCACUGAAGGUUAAGUCUUUCCUGAAUUUGUCUAAUAUCAUCCAACUGAAGUAGUACUCAAACUUGAAAAUAAUAUUUUUUUCAAAUAAGAUAACAAUAAAGUAGCUAAGAAGAUAAAGGAAAUAACUUUUUUUAUAUUCUUUAAUAGAAUAAUGAUCAUCACUCUAUACUUAUUAGCAGCUAUAGGUUUUUUUAAAGGUCCCUCUUUAACUUAGCAUGUAUAGAUAUACUCUGAAGUAACUUUUCAUAAUAAUAGAGAUUUAAUAACUGCAACUUAUUUCAAAAUUGUCCUUAUGUAUGAUCCAGACAUAUGAAUACGCUUUAGAUCUUUAUUUAUUUGAUAAACAAAACAUGACAGAUAUUGAAACACUCUAAUAUUUGUAAAAAAGUUAGGAGAUUCUCUAGUAAUCAACCUAAUUUAUCAAUCAAUCUCUCAGUGCCAAGAAAUUUGUCGAAAUCUUUUUAGGUUAUUAAAUGCUUGAAAAUCCCAUAAAUGACUUAAUAGCUUAAUAUAUGACUAUAUUAAACGAAUGGAAUAAAUCCGAAUGGAAAUUCAUAAAUCCUUAAUUCAAUAUGUUGGAUGAAUUGAGAGCUAUUAUAAUUCCAAAAGUUCAGACAGGUUUGCUUAUUAGUUAUUCACAACAAUAUAAUAAUUAAAUGAAUAGAUUACUUGAAUAUCAACAAUUUGCAAUUUUCGAGAUUGUGAUUACUAUUUGUUUAACUUUCUUCUUUGUCAUAGCGAAUGAAUUUUAAAUUAUCAAAGUUAUUAAUAAAAAUAAGGUAAUUCUGUAUCUUAAUUAGACCAUUAUCAAAUCUCUGCAUUUACUAUCAAAAGCAUAGAUUACUACAUCAAUUUAAUAUGUAGCAUGGUUGAAAUUGCAAUUAAAAUUCCUGAUUGAUUUGGAAACUAUGAAGUUUUUAAACUCUAAAACCACUCAAACAUCAUAUUGUGAAUAAAUGACUAAGUAUGAUAAUAAAGAAUUAAGCGUUUAAAUUAAUAAUAAGGCUAAUUCAUAUAUUGAAUCAGAUCAGUGGUUUAAAAUUAAAGUAAAAAUUAAUUAUAAUCAUAGAUCGUAUUUUUACUCUAUUAUCUAAUAUUUAUCAUCAUUAUUACCUCAUUUGUUUUCUAUUAUCUACUAUUUCUCCAAUCCUUUUAAAAUGGAGCUCUGAGUAUAUUCAAUGAAAAUUAAUUUGUCAAGUAUUAAAAACAUCUCUAUGCAAUGGUGAGCAUAAAAGAGCUCUACAUUUAUGAUUACAUAGACAACUCUAAUACAGCUAUUGAAGAUAUCAAGAAAAAUGUUUAGAAAUUUAUUAAUUAAAUACAAGAUGAAUCAGAUCAAAUUUAUGAGACAAAUAUUGAUUAAGUAUUCUAAAUGUUGUAUGGAAAUUAUUGUGAACUUCUUUUAGGUUAAAUUUGAUUUAAAUAUUAUAGAAAUAAUGCCAAAUACAGGAGUUGAUGAUUAUGAUUCCUGUCAGCAUAAAUUAAGUGGUGCAUUCACUAGAGGAUUAAAUCAAUAUCAUUUAUUACUAAGUUAAAUUGCAAUAUCUCUCCUAAAUCCUCAUGAUACUAGAUAUGAUUAGCCAACCUUAAGUGCUCUAUUUGAAUUCAGCGAAGUAAUUCAUAAAUCUACUUUAGGUGCAAAAAAAUGCUUAUCAAAUUGAACAACUCAUACUAAAUCUUUGGUGUGAAUAGUACUUUCUCUAUGCAGAUAAUGAAAUGUUUCUAGAUAUUCUUUCAAUGUAUUCUAUAUCUUAACAAUAAUAGAUGUUUAAUGUUUUUUUUUACAUCUAUUUGUUAUGCAUUCUUUAUUGA
This is a messenger RNA of Paramecium octaurelia, 4969 nucleotides long. Lineage: Eukaryota; Ciliophora; Oligohymenophorea; Peniculida; Parameciidae. The record is from the annotation of a GenBank genome assembly.